AUGGGGUCCGAUCCUGACGAGCCCAGUCUGGAUUUCAAUGCCACCUCCAACCAUGAGUCCCUCCGAUUUCUGGACUCCAUCGACAGCUCGGCGAGUUCUCCUGCUCGUGAAGACCCGGACCCUACAGAAGGUGCUAUCCUGCCGCGCGAUCAACAGCAGAAGACCGCGACUUACGACUAUGCCUACGAGAAGUCUAUGAGUCACGCCGAAGCCAAGCUCUUCUACCAGCACCACCAGCUGGCCACGAAGAGCGGCGAUAAUACCCUACCGUCCAGUCCGGCGACCACUGCGCGUUCGGCCACUGAUCACGAGGAGAGAGCGAUGAAUGCGGACCUGAGUCCCCAUCAGCAGAACCUGACAGCCCGCAAGAGUUCCAUGGCGAUGGAACCUGAAUGGAAUUUAGGGCCGUCUUCUUAUCAUGGAGCCGAUGGGAUACACCAGGUCCAGGAUAGCCACGGUCAUCUGGCUGAUCACACCGCGAGGGCUCAUGCUAUCUCCUUGGGAGCUCAUCAAGCUGCUCAGGCGAACCAGGGACCGUACAUGUCGGCAAAUGAAAGUCUACAAAACACCGGCCUAGGCAUUAGCAUGUCACAAGGGGCAGGAGUUGCGCCGGGUGGAGAUGCUGUGACAUCCGAGUUGAGGGCCAUCUAUCGCAAGAUUAAGGGUCUCCUGGAUAGCCGAUCAAAGUACAUGGCGCUGUCACUUCAACGACCGGGAGAUGAUCCGCGCGAUCAUCCUGAUUGGGAUCCCGGCAACGUUGGAGGUCCGUCCGAUGUAGUGCCGGAGAAGAAGCGAAAGAUGGGUGAGGAUAUAGGCGAAGAUUUCGAUAUGGCCGAGGUGAAAAUUCCCGGCGAAUCCUCCUAUGUAUACAGAUUCGAUCGAAACAGUGUCUACCAGGUGUACGAAUCGGAGGCUGCCGCGGACCGGAACGAGCCACUGGUUGAUAUCCCUUCACUGCGUGACUUUUACAUGGACUUGGACGCCGUGGUUGAUGUUUCCACCGAUGGUCCGACCAAGAGCUUUGCGUUCAAGCGCCUAUCCUACCUGGAGGGCAAGUUCCAGCUGUACACGCUAUUGAAUGAAUAUCAGGAAAUCGCCGACAGCAAGAAAGUCCCGCAUCGCGAUUUCUACAACGUGCGUAAAGUGGAUACUCACGUUCACCACUCAGCAUGCAUGAAUCAGAAACAUCUGCUUCGCUUCAUCAAGAGCAAGAUGAGAAAGUCUCCCGACGAGGUGGUCCUCUUCCGUGAUGGAAAGCAUCUCACUUUGAGGGAGGUCUUUGAGAGUAUCAACCUCACUGCCUACGAUCUUAGCAUUGAUACCCUGGAUAUGCACGCCCACACGGACUCUUUCCAUCGGUUUGAUAAAUUCAACUUGAAGUACAACCCGGUCGGAGAGUCUCGACUCCGUGAGAUCUUCCUGAAGACGGAUAACUACAUCAAGGGCCGUUAUCUCGCCGAAAUCACCAAGGAAGUCAUCUCCGAUCUGGAAUCCAGCAAGUACCAAAUGGUUGAGUGGCGAAUCUCGAUUUACGGCCGUUCCAUGCAGGAAUGGGACAAAUUAGCCGCUUGGGUGGUGGACAACAAGUUGUUCUCACCCAAUGUCCGCUGGCUGAUCCAAGUGCCGCGUCUGUAUGAUGUGUAUAAAUCGAGUGGAAUGAUGGAGAACUUCGAACAGGUCAUCACGAACGUCUUCCAGCCUUUGUUCGAAGUCACUAGAGACCCGUCAAGCCACCCUAAACUUCACAUCUUCCUUCAGCGUGUUGUCGGAUUUGACAGUGUCGACGACGAGAGCAAGGCCGAGCGUCGACUCUACCGCAAGUAUCCAAUCCCGCGAGAAUGGAACACCAAGCAGAACCCGCCUUAUAGUUACUGGCUCUACUUCAUGUUUGCCAACAUCGCCUCUCUCAACCAGUGGCGUCAACGUCGGGGCUUCAAUACCUUUGUCCUGCGGCCACACUGCGGUGAAGCGGGAGACCCGGACCAUCUGGCUGUCGGAUUCCUCUGCUGCCACAGCAUCAGUCACGGCAUCUUGCUGCGCAAGGUUCCUCUUCUUCAGUACCUUUACUAUCUGAAUCAGAUUGGUAUUGCCAUGUCACCACUCAGCAACAACGCUCUAUUCCUCACUUAUGACAAAAACCCUUGUGCUAGCUUCUUCAAGCGUGGUCUGAACGUCUCCCUGUCCACCGACGAUCCUCUGCAGUUCGCUUUCACAAAGGAACCUCUCAUUGAGGAGUACUCCGUGGCCGCCCAAAUUUACAAAUUCAGUGCCGUCGACAUGUGCGAAUUGGCCAAGCACUCCGUCGACCAAAGUGGAUUUGAGCUAUCUUUAAAGCAGAGAUGGCUAGGCUCGAACUGCAGCGCCCGCGGCGUGGCUGGCAACAAUGUUGCGAAAAGCAAUGUGCCCGACAUCCGCGAAGCCUUCAGGCACGAGACUCUCCAGGCGGAAUUGUCACUAAUUGAACGAUAUUCCGAAGUCGCUGGCGACGAACGAAACAAGCAAGCCUCAGACCCCGUCUCGCAGUCCGGAUCCACCGAGACAGGUCAGCCUUUGGCGGCUAAAUCCAACGGCCUUCGUCCUGAUGCAGCAACUACACCCCGUAUGGCGCCUGUGCCGGAGCUUUCCUCGUCUCCAAGUGGUAGUGUCCUGGGAGCCGACGGAGUGCCACAGCAUAAGAUCUUCCCCGGAAUCGUACAUGAAACAAUUCGACGAGGAAGGAAACUCUCUCAGAUGUCUUUGGAUGACCAUCAAUAA
Molecule: messenger RNA, 2754 nt
Organism: Penicillium maclennaniae
Lineage: Eukaryota; Fungi; Ascomycota; Eurotiomycetes; Eurotiales; Aspergillaceae
Exons: 3
Coding region: 1-2754 (917 amino acids)
Biological process (GO): IMP salvage; AMP metabolic process
Cellular component (GO): cytosol
Molecular function (GO): AMP deaminase activity
Source: RefSeq, a predicted model, not a curated record